AUGAAUGCCACCAGUAUAGCUACAAGACUCCUGGACUCCAGGACUCCCGUUCUCCAGUACUCGAGGAAUCUAGGAUUUUGGGUGUGGAUUGAGUUGUUCGUCCUGGACGAGCGGAGUCCAGUGGCAAAGCUCUCUGCCCGAAAUCAAAUCUUCAGCAAUCUGUUCUCCCAAAUGCCUGUGCGGCGCACACUGCCCCAAAAAAGGAGGUUGAUUGUGGGCAGUGUAAGUGCCUUUUCAUUCCUGGAGAUCCUAGCUACAAUGCCUAAGGAAUCCAAGAGAGGGAAAUCCUCCCUAGAUGAAGCAGCAAUUGAUGCGGAAAUAAGUGAUCUUCUCCAACAAGUGAUCGCAAUGGAUGAUGACGAAACCACCCAGACUGAACCACGGCGCCGCCUUGGGGCCCAACCUUCAGCCUCACAAUGCACUCAGGACAGUCAAACCACAUCUUCCCACGACUCGAAAACCGAAACAUUGGAGCCGCAGCCGACGAAGCCCACCAUGAGAAUGGUGGACGCGCCCGAAACCAUUAUCGAACUGGUGGACCUGUACGUUCCGCCCCCGUCGCCGUUUUUUUUUCAGCCAAGCCCGCUGUUCUUCAUGGGCAUACCGCCGUCUGCCGGGUGGCUGCCCAACCACCAGCUCCCGAUUCAGCGCCCCUUCCACCAGCAACAGCCGCCCAUCUUCCCCUACCCGAAUGCAAUGGGUGGGUCCCCACCGGACACCCCGCGCCGGGGUCGAGUGUUGACCCGAGGAUGCAAGAGCGGCCGGAAGCCAGCUGAAAGCCGCGGGGGCAGGGGUGGCCGGAUUGGACGUGGUGCCCGUCGUGGCCGUGGAGGCCCUAGAAGCCGUGGAGGCCCUGGAAGCCGUGGAGGCCCUGGAAGCCGUGGGGGCCCUGGAAGCCGUGGAGGCCGUGGAAGCCGUGGAGGCCGUGGAAGCCGUGGAGGCCGUGGAAGCCGUGGAGGCCCUGGAAGCCGUGGAGGCCGGGUUAGCCGGGGUGGACGUGGUGGUGGCCGUGCAGGGACCCGGGGUCGAGGCGGUGGGCGAAAGCGCAAGGAGCCAAGUCCUCCGCUGCCACCACUGCCGCCGCCGCCGAAUUACUUUAAAAACUUUUUAAAUCCGUUGGAGAACGAUAUAUUUCCGAGGGUCAUUGUACAGCCUGCCCACCGGCCCUGGCGGAUACCUAAGAACCUAAACAAUGUUCCACCGCCGAGAGGAGCCAGCCUGGGGGGAGCGCCAAUGGCACGCCCGGUGGGCAACAUCACGCCCGCCGCCGCCCAGCUGUUACAGAACCUGAAGCUCUUCGGCCCGAACGUGACCAUCUUCAGACUGGGAGGUCCGGAAUCCAAUCGAUUUCGGGCGGUGUUGCGGCAACCGAACGGCCAGCAACGCCAGAUGGUCUUCACUGCCGAGCAGUUGCAGUCGUUCCGCAAUAAGAUACGCUUUCAAGCACGACCCCGUCCGAUUCAGUCACGACCCAAUCCACCUGCCCUGCGUCCUCCGCCGCCGAAUCCCAAGCCAGCACCGAUGACCACAGCGAUAAAAGGUGCAGAGUUGCAGAAGCCCCAGCUCUUCAAGAUGCUGCCGCCGAGAGCGCCGCCGCCCCAGCCACCGGCCUAUGCCUAUAGAUAUUCCGGACUACCCCAGGCCACGGCGGCACCUCUGACUCCAUUUCCCUUCAAUCGCGAACACAUCCCAGCUCCAAAUUAUCCAGCUCAACCAGUUGCGCCAGGACCUACUACUGCCCUUUCCACUUCUACUGCCCCUGUCCCAGCCUUUGCCCUUGCCACUGCUACUACCCCUGCUCCUGUACCUGUCCCUGUCCCUGACCCUAUCCCUGUCCCUGACCCUGCCACUACAACAGCCACUCCCACUACCACAGCCUCUGACACUGCCGCGGCCGCUGCUCCUGAGCCUAAACCCCAACCAGUACCCUUACCGGAACCUGAGCCUCACCCAGUUCGUUACUCGCCAUCAUCUUCGACCUAUCGAUUUCGCAACAUACCAGUGUCCCCGGCCGUUCCCGCGAUCCUCAAGCACAAGUCCCAACUGAAGCUACUCCAAACCCGCCAGGCCAAGGCCAGGGCCAGAGCCGCAAAGGAGGCCCAGGAAGCCAGGGAGGCGGCGUUGGCGGCGGCGGCGGCCGCGGAUGCAGCAGCUGCCCGUGAACAGGCAUUGAAGCGUGAACGGGAAAGCGAACGGGCCCAGGCGGCUCAAGAUCCCCAAACAUCCGCCCAGGCAGCCGCGAAUAGUCUGCUAGCUACCUUCAAUCAGGACAACAAGGACCAGGGUCCCGUACAGUAA
Molecule: messenger RNA, 2298 nt
Organism: Drosophila bipectinata
Lineage: Eukaryota; Metazoa; Arthropoda; Insecta; Diptera; Drosophilidae
Source: RefSeq, a predicted model, not a curated record